Molecule: messenger RNA, 1617 nt
Organism: Colletotrichum siamense
Lineage: Eukaryota; Fungi; Ascomycota; Sordariomycetes; Glomerellales; Glomerellaceae
Gene: stcS-4
Product: putative sterigmatocystin biosynthesis P450 monooxygenase stcS
Exons: 2
Coding region: 1-1617 (538 amino acids)
Molecular function (GO): iron ion binding; heme binding; monooxygenase activity
Source: RefSeq, a predicted model, not a curated record
AUGGCCGUCGUCGUUGGCUCCGUGCUGUACUUUUUCAAGCUUCUGAUGAAGCACCGCGGCAAGAUGGCCGAUCUGAAGAAGCAGGGCCUGCCCGUGGUCCCUCACAAUUUCCUCUUUGGCAACCUCCUCGAAGCCAAAAAGGCCUUUGACAGCUUGCCGCCCGGCGUGCACGCAAACUACGUCCUGGCUAAGCUGGCCGAGCCCUUCCCCAACGGUGCUUUCUACAUGGACACUUGGCCGAUGGCCGACCCGAUGCUCCUCAUCACGGACCCGGACAUGGCCCACCAGGCCGUCUACCACCCGGUCGUCGGCUCUCAGAAGCCGCCCAUGCUCACCGGCUGGUUCCACCCCAUCACCGGCGGCCCGAGCCAGUUCGACACCAACGGCCGCCCCUGGAAGCACCUCCAGAACCUCUUCAGUCCCAGCUUCAGCAACCAGAACAUCACCGCCGAGGUCCCCGUCAUCGUCGACGGCAUCCGCGUGUUCGCCGAAAGGCUGCGCGAACAGGCCCGCAAGGGGGACAUGUUCCGCCUGGAGCCCCUCGCGCUGGACCUCAUCACCGACAUCAUCGGCGAGGUCCUGCUCAACGUGCGCCUCGACACGCAGAAGCAGAAACACCCGCUCGCCGAGGCGAUGAAGGGCCAGCUGCGGCUCAAGUUCACCGCCCACAAGCCCGAGAACCUGCUGUCGCGCAUCGACCCCGUCACCCUCUUCCGCACCUGGAACGGUGGCCGCGUCCUCGACAACCACAUCAAGGAGCAGAUCGCCGCCCGCUUCCGCGUCCUGCGCGAGAACAAGGCGCACAACCGCGAAAAGGCGGAGCGCUUCCAGUCCGUCCUCGACAGCGCCAUCGAGAACUGGCUCGCGCAGCCGCAGAACGCGGGGCGCACGGCGCUGGACGCGGACUACCUCCGCAUCAUGACGCGCAACAUGCGCAUGUUCUUCUUCGCGGGCUACGACUCGUCGGCGGCCACCAUCGUCUACUGCUUCCACAACAUCUACUCCCGCCCGGACGUCCUCGCGAGGGUGCGCGCCGAGCACGACGAGGUGUUUGGCGCCGACGUGGCCUCCGCGCCGGCCAAGAUCGUCGAGAAUCCCAGUCUGCUCAACUCGCUGCCCUACACGAACGCCUGCAUCAAGGAGUCGCUCCGCCUGUUCCCGCCGGCGGGCGGCAUCCGCCAGGGCUCCGCGGACCUCGUCCUCAAGGACGCCGAGGGGAACCUGUUCCCGACGGAGGGGAUCGCCAUCACGAUGCUCCACUGGGUCAUCGGGCGGAACCCGAGAUACUGGGUCAAGCCGGACGAGUUCAUCCCGGAGCGGUGGCUCGUGACGGACCCCGCGGACAAACUCUACCCCCCGCGGGGCGGCUGGCGAAUCUUCGAGUACGGGUCGCGGCUAUGCGUCGGGCAGCAGCUCGUCAUGGUGGAGGCGCGGGCGGUCCUGGCCUGCAUCAUCAGGGAGUUUGAUAUUCGGGACUCGUUCGCGGAGAUUGAUGGGGAGCGGAAGCUUGACACAAGCGGGCUUGGCGGGCAGAGGGUGUUCAUGGUGGAGGCAGGCGCUGCGCAUCCCACGGACGGAUAUCCGUGUAGGGUUUCGCUGAGUGGAUACAAGGCAUGA